Molecule: messenger RNA, 2231 nt
Organism: Sipha flava (yellow sugarcane aphid)
Lineage: Eukaryota; Metazoa; Arthropoda; Insecta; Hemiptera; Aphididae
Exons: 9
Coding region: 99-2231 (710 amino acids)
Molecular function (GO): protein binding
Source: RefSeq, a predicted model, not a curated record
UGUAAGUUAUAAAUUAGUUAUAACGUAUAUUUUACAUAAGCACUUAUUUAAAUAUUUUUUUUUAUUUCGGGUAUUUUCAUACUACGUUUUAAGUAAGUAUGAAUAGUAAUUUAAAUUCAAAGCCUUCAGAUCUUAUGGACGAAGGAUCUUCAUUGACCAAUGAUGAUUAUUCUUUUGGUGACCCUAACGAAGGACUUGAGUUGAAUAAACGUUCAAAAUUCAUAAAUGCAUUAGAGGUUUCACAUUUAAAAGAGUUAAAAAUGUAUUUUUUUCAUUACGAUAACAAAGAACAUCCAUUAAACAAAGCCGAUUUUGUUGCAGCAAUAUGUUCAGUGAUUGGGAAUAGUUCAUACGUACACGAAGCCGAAAACUUUUUCGAACAAAUGUGUGUUGAAGAUUUUCACACAAAAAAUGAUGUAAUUCUUUGGAAACAAAUUUUAAAUGAAAUUCGAUACAGUACAUCUUUUUUUGAAGAAGUUUGGGACGUAUUACCUUUCGACCAAACAAAUAUAAUCAUGCAUUUAAUGUCACACUGUAAACACGAGUCCAUAGUCAAAGUGAUUAGCAUAGAAACUGAAGAAUUUUUUUGCUACACUGUUUUCUCUCGAUUGGGCCAAGUAGGCAUCUACGAUGGUCAUCUAAACUUAUUAAGGCACUACGCAUUGCAACUAUCUCAAUGCCCCGGUGACCCAGUACGGACAACCCAUCGGCGACGUAAUAUUUGGAUUAAUGAUGCUGUAUACAUGCCAGAUGCCCAAUUCAUAACUAUUGCAGCAUCCGAUGGUUCCAUUCAUUUCGUGGAUACCGUUUGUCUUGUUCACGUGCCAACUUUUUGUAUAAGAGGUUUAAAAACCACGCCGAUUUGUUUAGAAUAUUGUGUCGGUAAUUCUUCACUUUUAUUUAUUGGUGACGAUAAAGGCAGCAUGGCUCACAUACAAUUUCUUCAACCGAAACGAUCGUUAUUCAAACGAGAUCCAACGAAUAAAGUUGACACUUAUUUGUGGAAAGAAUUAGAAUCUCAACAAGAAUGGGUCAAAGUAUAUUCAUGUAGUAUUCCAAUUCACCCAGAUAGUAUAAAAUGUAUUAUUUACUGUCAAUCAGAUGAAGCUUCUAUAAGUUGUUGUCAAGAUAACAAAAAAUCUCUAGUUAUCAAACAUAUAAGAGAUGAAUGGGACCCAUAUAUAUUUCACAUUCGUCAUGGUGUUCAAUGUUUUCGUUACAACGCAACUCUCAAAUUAUUAGUGACUGGAAGUUCAUGUGUAGUUUACAUUUGGAAUCCAGUGUUAACAAAAAUGUACCUUGCUAAGUUAGAGGGACAUAAAAAAACGGUUAUAGAUGUCCGAAUUUUUGAACAUUUAAAUCUUGUAAUUAGCAUUUCAAAAGAUGAAGUAUUAAAAGUAUGGAGUUUAAAUACCUACGUUUGUUUACAAACAAUUCAAUUUGAUUUUCCCGUCUAUAAUGUACUCGGGAAAUCAGUUGAAUUUAGUAUUCAAACAUUUUAUCCAGGACCAAUCAUAAAAAAACCACCUGAAGAACAAGCUUCAUUAAAAUCUAUUGAUGCAAGUAACAUAACAAGUGUACCAACAAGUGUUUACAUGCCUAAAGAAAACUGGGAGUCUGAAGUAUUGUUAAUUGUUUGCUCUAACUAUAUAGCAACAUUAAAACAAAAUGUAAAGAACAUUUCUCAGAAUCAUUCUCCUCUACCACCUCCAAUAGAAAAUAAAAAACCAGCACUUCCAUCAGAAUGGAGUUUAAGUGAUACCGAUCAAAUAUCUACUGAUGAAAUUGAUAGCAUAUUUAUAGAAUCACCUAAAAUAGAAAAUCAAAAAAUUAAAAAUUUGUUUAUAAAAUCAAGACCUCCAUUAGAUCAUGAAGCUUUUAAUUUGGAAACAUAUAAAAAACCGGUUAAUACUAGAAUGAAAAACCAUGUAGACGAAAUGGUGAAGAAUGGUACACCUUACUUAGCAAUGCGUUUAAGUCCUGUAUAUAGAUUAGAAUUUUCUAAGAAUCUUAUAUUAAGUGAAGAGACAAAAUCUAAGUUUCCUUUAAUGGAAAAAAUGGAUGAGAUAUUUUGUGAUGGGAUUGCAUAUGAUACAAAAAUCAAUUUACUUGAAAAGGAAGAAAAUAAAGAAACCUCUAUAAAUAUAACAAAUUUAAUGGAAAUAAUUAACCAGUUAGAAUUGGAUGACGAUGAUGAUAACAUUGAAAGUAUUAUAUGCAAAUAUAUUUAA